Messenger RNA from Candoia aspera, 1726 nucleotides. RefSeq names its product IgLON family member 5 (gene IGLON5). Lineage: Eukaryota; Metazoa; Chordata; Lepidosauria; Squamata; Candoiidae. The record is from RefSeq and is a predicted model, not a curated record. Bases 126 to 1127 code for a protein of 333 amino acids. The transcript is spliced from 8 exons.
CAAGGCUGGCGGGUUGAGCGCGAGAGCCAGCCCGUGCCAUCCUCCGCCGUCCCCCCUCUUUUCUGCCGCUCCUCCGGCCGCGGCUGCAGAAUUUCCCGCAUCUCCAUCCAGGACCAGCCGGAGCGAUGAACCGCGUUCUGCUGGGCGCGCUCCUCUACAAGAUGGGCUUGCUCUGUCUCUCGCAAGGACUGCUGGUUCGAGGUGCAGAUUUCAAUCAGCCAGCCGACAAUUACACAGUUUGCCAAGGGGACAACGCAACACUAAGCUGCUACAUAGACCAACAGGUGACACGCGUGGCUUGGUUGAACCGUUCCAACAUCUUGUACGCCGGCAAUGACAAGUGGUCCAUUGACCUGCGAGUGCAGCUACUGCAUUACAGCCCCUCUGAGUUCAGCAUCAUGAUCAGCCACGUCGAUGUGUAUGAUGAAGGGCUCUACACAUGCUCCUUCCAGACCCAGGACAAGCCUCACACCUCGCAGGUGUACCUCAUCGUACAUGUUCCAGCUCGGAUCGUGAAUAUUUCCUCAGCUGUGACGGUGAAUGAAGGAAGCAAUGUGAAUUUGCUCUGCCUAGCUGUGGGGAAACCAGAACCAACAGUAAUUUGGCGACAGCUGAAAGAUGGAUUCACCAGUGAAGGAGAGUAUCUGGAGAUCACAGAGAUCAACCGACAACAAGCUGGGGAGUACGAGUGCAUCACGGCCAACGGUGUCUCAACCCCGGACAGCAAACACGUCCUCAUCACAGUCAAUUACCCUCCGAUCAUCACGGACGUAAAGGACUCCCGUCCCUUGAUGGGAAAGACAGCCCUCUUGCGCUGUGAAGCCAUGGCUGUGCCGGCUGCUGACUUUCAGUGGUUCAAAGAUGACAAACACAGAUUAAUCAGUGGCUUGGACGGACUGCAGAUCCAGAACGAGCGCACUCGCUCCAUAUUGCUCUUCACAAACGUUACUGCUCGGCAUUAUGGGAAUUACACCUGCCUGGCUUCGAACAACCUGGGCUCCUACAAUGUCAGCUUACGGCUUAUCAGACCGGGUUCCCUGGACAAUGUAGCAGUGGCCAGCACAGAACCUCCUUUCUUCUUGGGUCUGCUGUCAUCUGUUUUUGUGACUCUGUUGUUUAAGAUUUAGGGCACCUGGGAAACAAUGCAGAACAAGGAAAUGGAAACAGGUGAAAGGGAAAGAAUCCAAGAGAGGGGGAGAAAGAGAGGAAGACAUCUCUACUUUCUGGAAAAAAUGAAGAAAGAGAGAGAGAGAGAGAAAGAGAGAGAGAGAAAUGAAAUUGAUCAAGAACCCAUCACUGUGAGGGAUAGAAGAAAACAAACAAAACAACAACAAAAAUAUGCAUUUGUUUCUACCACCAUUUCUCUUCACACUUCAUCUCAGACACUUUUGGUUGAAAUACUUGUGGUUUAACACAACUGAAAAGACACAGGGCUCUAACGGUUGAUGGCAACGCCUCGGUCCCCACCCCCUCAAGCUCUGCGGUUUAAGAGAGAUCUCCUCUUCCUUGGGCCAAUCAGCCUUUUGAAUGCACGGAACCCGGAAUGGUGAUUCCACAAAGGGUUGUUUGAUUAUUGUCAUUAUUAUUAUUAUUAUUAUUGAUUUCCUUUGUUCUUUUGCUCUUUUUUCUGGUGGAAAUUUCUCACCAGGAGGCUACAUUUAAGAGGUUCCUUUUCUUAUUUUCUGGGUUGAGAAUCUUGGCAUUUAUUUAACCAGAUUAUUUCAGG